Molecule: messenger RNA, 879 nt
Organism: Microthlaspi erraticum
Lineage: Eukaryota; Viridiplantae; Streptophyta; Magnoliopsida; Brassicales; Brassicaceae
Source: the annotation of a GenBank genome assembly
AUGCAUUUGGAUUUAGCUAGUAAUGGUCACUUCAUGGGAAAGGAUGUCGAUGAAGGUCUCAUCCUCGGUGGAGAAGUUGCGCUUAGUGAUGGGAAAUAUCCUGAGGAGUAUGACCGAAGUGACAGAGGAAGCUCAGUCAAGAUGAAGCACAAGAAAGAGCUCAAGACCCUGAAUGACAAGCUUGACAAGAUCUUGACUGGACAGCAAAAGCAAGUUCACUUUGUUUGUGAAGAUGAUGUGAACCAAGAGGAGGAGGAUCCACAAACAGAGGAAGUGUGCUACAUGAGCAACCAGGGAGGCUACAACAAGGGUUAUCAACACAAACAACAACACGAACCUCUCCUAUCGCAGCACCAAGUUGAGAAUCCUCAAGAUCAAGUGUAUCCACCUCAACAAAACCAAAACCAAGGAGGACAACAAACCGUGUACUUCAAGCGAGCAACUUAUCAAAGGACAAGCAGUGGAGCUACCGAGCUCAACACCAAGCUAGCCGAGAUCAACAACAAAGUAGACUGCUCUUACAAUGAUCUCAACAAGAAGUUGGAAUCAUUGAACUCGAAAGUUCAACACUUGGAAGCUAAGAGCCACAACAUUCCAUCUUCUUCAAAGGUUCUUCCUGAGAGAGUUGGACCGACAAGAAGCAAUGAGGACAUUGCGAUUCAAGAGGAGGAGGAGUCAGUCGACAUUGAAGCUGAAGAUAGUGUUGAGAAAGAAUCAGUGGAACCAGAGCCUGUGAAGCAGAGAGGAGCGCAGCAGAGCCAUCAAAAACAACAAGAAGAGGAAGGGAAACUCUUUUUGUUCCUCCACCUUUCAAACCAAUUUGCCUUUUCCAACAAGGUUCAAGAAGCAAAUGGCAGAAAAAUGCAGGAAAGUCUUUGA